Messenger RNA from Hevea brasiliensis (rubber tree), 3317 nucleotides. RefSeq names its product phospholipase D delta. Bases 467 to 3043 code for a protein of 858 amino acids. Gene Ontology annotation, molecular function: calcium ion binding; D-type glycerophospholipase activity. NCBI's taxonomy places the organism in Eukaryota, Viridiplantae, Streptophyta, Magnoliopsida, Malpighiales, Euphorbiaceae. Gene Ontology annotation, biological process: phosphatidylcholine metabolic process; phospholipid catabolic process. The transcript is spliced from 10 exons. Gene Ontology annotation, cellular component: plasma membrane. The record is from RefSeq and is a predicted model, not a curated record.
UGAUACCACUAGCUCAACUCGCUUGCCUUCAUCAUCCAACCACCAAAUUGAAAUCCUGGCCCUGCCUGUAAUAUCAUCGCUGUUCCUUUCGUGGCCUUGUCUUCACCUACACCAAUUAUCCAAAACCCCACUAAUUUAAUAUUACCUUUAUUUUGAUUUAAUCUAAAUUAUUCACUAAAAUAAUCCUUCACUGUCCUAGACCUGCCACCAGUCUUCCGCAGGCCUUAGCUCUCUGCUGCAAGCAAACACUGUCUGUACAGAUUCUGCAGAAAGAACGCCCUUCCUUAUCCCUAUUCACAAUUCAUCUUCAAAUUCUUUUCUUUAUCACUUUCUUUCCUUUUUUUUUUUUUAUAUAAAAUUACCCACAUCACCCGUCUUCUUCUUUUCUUCCAAUUUCAAUAAUUUCGCUCUCUACAGUUUCUUCUUUUUCUUUACUAGACUUCUGCUCUCUUUAUAACUUGUUUCCAUGGCUGAGAUCUCCGAGGGUGAAAAACAACCAAUAUAUCUUCAUGGGGACCUUAACUUGUUUAUUAUUGAAGCUAGAAAUUUGCCUAACAUGGACAUAGUCUCCACCCAUAUUGGCACUUGCUUCGCUGGUUGUACUCCCCACUCCACUGCCGCCGCCACCUCUGCAGCUUCCACCGACGAAGAGACAGGUGAAGAUGACCAGAAAAUUCAUCACCACCGUAACAUCGUCACCAGCGACCCUUACGUUACUGUCGUCGUCCCUCAAGCCACUGUGGCUCGCACGCGUGUGAUUAAGAAUGCCAAAAACCCCAAGUGGAAGCAGCGGUUUUAUAUUCCUCUGGCUCAUCCGGUAAUUGACCUCGAAUUUCAUGUUAAGGAUAAUGACCUUUUUGGAGCGGAGGUUAUGGGAACAGUCAAAAUCCCGGCUGAAGAACUCGUCACCGGCAAGUUAAUAAAAGGUUGGUUCUCUAUAAUUGGCUCCUCCGCGAAGCCGGACUCUGCACUACUUCUGGAAAUGGAGUUUACGCCGUGUGAGAAGAAUCCGUUGUACCGCCACGGCAUCGCUGGCGAUCCUAAACAUCGAGGAGUGAUGAAUACGUACUUCCCUUUAAGAAAAGGAAGUAAAGUGACAAUGUAUCAAGAUGCUCAUGUGCAUGAAGGGACGUUGCCUGAGAUCGAAAUUGAUGACGGAAAGGUUUAUAAGCAAGAAAAGUGUUGGGAGGACAUUUGCACUGCCAUAUUAGAGGCUCACCAUAUGAUUUACAUUGUGGGGUGGUCUGUUUUCUAUAAGACUAAGCUGGUGAGAGAGCACAUCGGGUCAUUGCCUCGAGGUGGGGAUAUGACUCUUGGUGAAUUGCUCAAGUAUAAGUCCGAGGAAGGAGUGCGAGUUUUGUUGCUGAUUUGGGAUGAUAAGACUUCGCAUGAUAAGUUUGGUUUCAGUACGGCAGGAUUCAUGCAGACACAUGAUGAAGAAACCCGAAAAUUCUUCGAACAUUCUUCCGUCAUCUGCGCAUUGGCACCUCGCUAUGCCAGCAGUAAACUUGGUUUUUUGAAACAACAGAUCGUUGGAACUGCCUUUUCACACCAUCAAAAAUGUGUUCUCGUGGACACACAGGCAACUGGUAAUGAUAGGAAGAUCACUGCAUUUUUAGGAGGUAUUGAUCUGUGUGAUGGACGAUAUGAUACCCCUGAGCAUCGAUUGUUUCGUGACCUUGAAACCGUAUUCAAGGAUGAUUUCCAUAAUCCAACAUUUCCUGCUGGGAGCAAAGCACCAAGGCAACCAUGGCAUGACUUGCACUGCAGAAUUGAAGGACCUGCUGCAUAUGAUGUUCUUAUAAACUUUGAGCAACGAUGGAGGAAAGCAACAAAGUGGACAGAAUUUGGACUGUGUUUCAAAAGGGUAUCCCAUUGGCAUGAUGAUGCAUUGAUAAAGGUAGAACGGAUUUCAUGGAUACUAAGUCCUCCUUUCACCACAAAGGAUGGUGUCACAAUAGUUCCACCAGACGAUCCCAUGGUACAUGUUUCCAGCGAUGAAGAUCCUGAAAACUGGCAUGUCCAGAUUUUUCGGUCUAUUGACACAGGAUCAUUAAAAGGAUUUCCUGAAAAAGCCCAUGAUUGUCAAGCUCAGAACCUCAUUGCAACGAAAAAUCAGGUCGUGGAUAAGAGCAUUCAAAGUGCAUACAUCCAGGCAAUCAGAUCUGCUCAGCAUUUCAUAUACAUUGAAAAUCAGUACUUUCUUGGCUCAUCAUAUGGAUGGCCAUCAUAUAAAAAUGCAGGAGUUGAUAAUCUGAUCCCAAUGGAGUUGGCAUUAAAAAUUUCCAGUAAAAUUAGAGCCAAUGAGAGAUUUGCAGUGUAUAUUGUGCUGCCAAUGUGGCCUGAGGGCAAUCCAAAAUCUGAAACCAUGCAAGAAAUUCUCUACUGGCAGAGCCAGACAAUGCAAAUGAUGUAUGAUAUAGUUGCACGGGAAAUUAAAUCGAUGCAACUGGUAGAUUCGCAUCCUCGAGAUUACCUCAAUUUCUUUUGCCUUGGUAAUCGGGAAGAAAAUCCACAACUGAUGUCCAGUAUCAAUGGUGAAGCGGUCUCUGAUGCUUUCAAAUCUCAGCGGUUCAUGGUUUAUGUCCAUUCGAAGGGAAUGAAUGUGGAUGAUGAGUAUGUCAUUAUUGGAUCUGCCAAUAUUAACCAGAGAUCCAUGGCGGGUUCAAAAGACACUGAGAUAGCUAUGGGUUCAUAUCAACCCCAUUACACAUGGGCUGCAAAGAAGAAACAUCCACGUGGGCAGAUAUAUGGAUAUAGAAUGUCACUGUGGGCUGAGCAUCUUGGUGAGGUCCAGGGAUUGUUUAUGGAGCCUGAGAGUUUGGAAUGUGUGAAGAAAAUAAAUAAUAUUGCUGAAGCCAACUGGAAGAGAUAUACAGAUCCAAAUUUCACCUUAUUGCAGGGCCAUCUUCUCAUGUAUCCUGUGCAGGUAGAUGUUGAUGGGAAGGUAGCCCCCUUACCUGGAUAUGAGAAUUUCCCAGAUGCUGGUGGCAAGGUGCUUGGAUCUCAUUCCCUCACACGUCCUGAUAUUUUGACAACUUAAUCUUGUUUUCCCCCCAACCCCUCUCCCCUUUGUGUUCAUACAAACUGACGAAAAUGUAUUUUAUGUUGCUGGGUUUCAUAGUUUGGCAGAUUCAAAGAGCUGUGCUUUGAUGUUUUUAUUCAGAGCUGUAAUUUUGUGCCGUCCCAUUCUUGUGCAAAAUGUAAUAAGGAUGGCAUGAGUAUUGAAUUAGUAUUGUUGUGCAAAGUGUGGCAAGGAUGACAUGUGAAUACUGGCCCAUAAUGAAUGGUUUAUAAAUUGUAUGACAGGGUUAACA